CACAAUUUCUGUAUCGAGUCUCACACAGUAAAGAAGGUGACGCGCGUUCUCUAUGGGGGACCAAGCAUCGGCGUGCGCUGCAAUGUUAACACAUAGCUGAAAACCACUCUCUGCAGUUUAGACUUACGAUAAGCAAACAUCCGUUAUGGAUUUCAGCAAAUUGGUCCCCUUGUGGAUUGUAUGCUUAUGUAUCGUGGGAGAGAGCCGGACAGACAAACCAAGUCAAGGAAACACUGACUUCCAGCAUGUUGACAAUGGGGUGUCAGAACUCUGUCGUAUCGAUGAGCAGCUGUGCCAGGACGAGAACGCCAUCCUGAGCUUCGAGGCCAUCCGCAGCAUCCACAAGCAGAUGGACGAUGACGCCAACGGGAACGUGGAUGUGGCAGAGACAGACGUGUUCCUCAGGGAAGACCUCAACUACCAUGACCCCAAAGGCAAGCACAACCGUUUCCAUGGUGAUGACCAGUUCAUAAGCGUGGAGGACCUUUGGAACGCAUGGAAGGGUUCAGCAGUGUACAACUGGACAGUGGAUGAGGUGGUGGUGUGGCUGAUCACCUACGUGGAGCUGCCUCAGUAUGUCGACGCCUUCCGCAAGUACCACUUCAACGGCAGUGCCAUGCCCCGACUGGCCGUGAAGAACACCACUCUCACUCUGUCAGUUCUGAAGAUACUGGAUCGUAGCCACGUCCAGAAGUUACAACUCAAAUCCUUGGAUACCGUUCUGUUUGGUGCACCACUGAUGAACAGACACCACCACCUGAAGGACUUCAUGCUGGUGGUAUCCAUAGUGAUUGGAGUAGGUGGCUGCUGGUUUGCCUACAUCCAGAACCGCUACUCGAAGGACCACAUGAAGAAGAUGAUGGGUGACCUGGAGGGUCUUCAGAGGGCGGAGCAGAGCCUGCACGACAUGCAACAGAAGCUGCAGAUAGCCCAGGAGGAGCACCGCACGGUGGAGGUGGAGAAGGUGAACCUGGAGCAGAAGCUGAGGGAUGAGAUCAACUCGGCCAAACAGGAGGCCCAGCGCCUCAAGGGGCUCCGCGAGGGCACAGAGAACGAGCUGAGCCGGCAGAAAUACGCAGAGGAAGAACUGGACCAGGUGCGCAUGGCUCUGAAGAAGGCGGAGAAGGAGCUGGAGUCGCGGAGCAGCUGGUCCCCACCAGACGCCCUCCAGAAGUGGCUGCAGCUCACCCACGAGGUGGAGGUCCAGUAUUACAACAUCAAGAAGCAGAACGCCGAGAAACAGCUGCUGGUGGCCAAGGAGGGGGCCGAGAAGAUCAAGAAGAAAAGGAACACCCUGUUUGGAACGUUCCACGUGGCACACAGCUCCUCCCUGGAUGACGUGGACCACAAAAUCCUGGCGGCAAAACAGGCGCUGGGGGAGGUGACAGCAGCUCUGAGGGAGAGGCUGCAUCGCUGGCAGCAGAUCGAGAUCCUGACGGGCUUCACCGUGGUCCACAACCCUGGGCUGCCCUCGCUGGCCUCCUCCCUGAACCUCGACGCCAGCUUCAUGGGGGGCCGGGCCACGCCCCAGCACUUCAUGAUGUCAGAGGACAUGGAGGACAUGGAUGAGGACAUGAUGACACCUGGAACUCUGCAAUACGCCUCCUGGCUGAUGGAACGUCGAGCCAGUGACCUCUGGUCCAUGGGGCCACACUGCCGGGCCAUGUGGAAACACUCCGCUCCCAGUAUGAUGUCCCUCCGUCAACGCCACAUGGACCCCCAGCUGGCUAUGGGCUCCCAGAGGUUCGUGGAGGGUUGUCUGUUGGGAGGGCACCAAGGGGAGGAGGGUACCCCUUACCCUUCCAGGUCUAGGACCUCCCAGUACCAGUCACCCAGCCAAUCAUUUGGACAGUUUGAGAACUUCUGUCUGCCCCCCCUCUCCUCGGCUGUCUCGCACCCCGCCAUAUUCUGCGCCUCCUCCACACCUCCUCAGUCCCUCUCCUCCCUCUCCUGCUCUUCCUCCUGUCUGCCCAGCUCCCUGGGAAGCUCCCACUCCUCCCAUGUCCUCCCCUCCUCCUACUUCCAGCCCAUGGACACCAUCUCAGACUCUGCCUGUUCAGACGCCACCAGAGGGCGCUCCAGACUGAGUGGCAGCUUCGGGGAGCUCAAUCGCUCUGACUCCGACUCCUCCCUGUCUCUCUCCCUAAUGGGGGAGCGCCUGUCGGCCUACAGCACCAAGGGCCACCCAGUGAAGCCCACAUCCCUGCUUCACGGCCCCCCAGGCCGCUCAGACGACCCCCUGUCCCUGCAUGCCCUCACCCCCAACGGAGGGAAUCGCAUCCCAGAGGAAGAAUCCCCGGCAGACGCGGCCCCAGACAGCCCCAUCCUCAUGAAGAAGGUGUACAGCAUAGAGAAGUCAGCCAGCAUGGGAGAGAUCAACGUCAGUCUGUCCGAGUCCUCACGUUCCCUUAGCCCCAACUCCACUGACCCCGACACGCCCUCCCCGACAGGAGGCCAGGCUGGGGUAGCCGGGGGGUCCGGGGCCAAGGGCAGCAGCCGCAUCCCCCAGCUCUCCUCCAAGAAGAGCCCCCUGGAGGACGACAGUGGAUCCACGGGAGAAGAGACAGACUCCGCAGCCAGCCGUAAGAAACACACCUUCAAGAUCUUCAAAAAGCAAAAGAAAUAAUAAGGACUAUGAACUACUAAAGAGCUGCCGGAACUGUGUGACUGUACUCCCCGUUUUGUUUUCGAAAGAGUAUUAUUGUUUUUUAUGUUGGUUUAUUUACUGGUCUCAAAUGAUGGCACAAAUUGUUGCCUUUAUGUGGCGUUUGUAGAUGCUUCCUCAGAUGGAGUGGGAUGAACCAGUUAAUUACUAUUAUAUUUAGUUGGUCUAUGAAGAAAAUUUGGGAAAUGGGUGGGUUGUUUAAUGGAAUGUAAAAAGCACUAUUUAUUCUGCAGGAAAGGAUGCCAAUCUCAAAGGGAAAUGCGACUCCAGGGUGGAUAUUUGUUGUACUGUUAAUCAAUCUCUAGCAUUUUGCAUGUCUUCACAUUUGUUUGACUGAUACUCGAAUGCUCUUAGGUGUUUGCUUGGUUCUUGUCCUUUUUCUGUUCACUCAAAGCUUAAUAAUAACUGCUGUUUAGUUUCAGUGAUUCCAAC
Messenger RNA from Osmerus eperlanus (European smelt), 3097 nucleotides. RefSeq names its product stromal interaction molecule 1a (gene stim1a). Gene Ontology annotation, molecular function: protein binding; calcium ion binding; calcium channel regulator activity. Lineage: Eukaryota; Metazoa; Chordata; Actinopteri; Osmeriformes; Osmeridae. Gene Ontology annotation, biological process: store-operated calcium entry; activation of store-operated calcium channel activity; intracellular calcium ion homeostasis. Gene Ontology annotation, cellular component: plasma membrane; endoplasmic reticulum. The transcript is spliced from 14 exons. Bases 146 to 2626 code for a protein of 826 amino acids. The record is from RefSeq and is a predicted model, not a curated record.